AUGGCCGGUGCUCAGUAUCGGACCCCGCCCCAGGCACCACCGCUCUUCACCGGUACUAUGGAGUCCGUGGUUGCCGAUAUCAACAGGAACAAUCAGCUCACAAAGAGCAUUUUGGACAAGGUAGUAGCUGCUGUGAAACCAGAAAAUGCCAAGUUUGAAAAUGUUCUUGAACCGGGCCUGGUCAACGAGAACGAGCUAUCACGAAGCUACCGGGUUGCCCAAUUCUACCAGUAUGUCUCUGCCGACAAGGAGCUCAGAGAAGCUUCGACAAAAGCACAGGAGAUUUCCGACGACUUCAAUAUCGAACUCAAGAUGAGAGAGGAUGUAUUCAAGCUCGUUGAUGCUGCGUUCCAAACUCGCGGCGCCCAAAAGCUCGAUGCCGAGUCCCUUCAUCUUUUGCAGAAGGAACGCCAAAAGUACAUUCGUAAUGGCCUUCUAUUGCCAGCCGGCCCUCUGAGGGACCGUUUCAAGGAAAUUCAGAAGCGGCUUAGUUUACUGUGCCUUCAGAGCCAGAAGAAUCUCAACGACGAGAUGGGUGGUGUUUGGUUCACCCCUGAGCAGCUUGAAGGUGUCCCCUCUGAUGAUAUUGAUAUUAGCCAGCUCGAAAAGGGCACCGGAGAGAACGAGGGCAAGGUCAAGGUCACUUUCAAGUACAACCAUUUCUUCCCCAUGAGCAAGUACGCUAUCCACGAGGACACUAGACGCACCUAUGUCAUUGCCGAAGCGAACAAGGUAAACAACAAUGUCCCCUUGUUCCACGAAAUCAUCGCCCUUCGAGACGAAGCUGCUCGUAUGCUUGGCUUCCCUGAUCACGCCAGCCUGGUCAUUUCCGAGAAGAUGGCCAAGACUACCGGGAGAGUCAUGGAUUUUCUCGGCGACUUGCGCCAGCGACUCGCCCCAGGCGGUGUCAAGGAAUCGGAUCGCCUGCUCCAGUACAAGAAGGAGGAUUGUGAGGCGCGCGGUGCACCAUUUGACGGCAACUUGUACAUGUGGGAUAUUCCAUUCUACUCUAGAAUUAUGAAAGAGAAGGAAUAUAGCGUGGAUGAGGCUGCAAUCUCCCAAUACUUCCCCGUUGAAAGUACAUAUCAAGGCAUGCUCAAAAUUUUUGAGCAGAUUUUCGGGUUUGUCUUUGUCGAGCUUAGCAAGGAGGAUCGCGCCAGACUGAGUCCUUCUGGCAAGGCGGAAGACAUGGCUUGGCAUGAGGAUGUCAUCGUCUAUUCUGUUUGGGACGACGAGGCUGCUGGCAGUGGAUUCUGCGGAUACCUGUACCUGGAUCUCCACCCCAGGGACAACAAAUAUGGUCACAAUGCCAACUUCAACAUUGAACCUGGCUUCCUUAACAAGGACGGAACUCGCAACUACCCUGCCACCGCUCUGGUGUGCAACUUUAGCAAGCCCAGCGCAAACAAGCCCGGUCUUCUCAAGCACCAUGAGGUGGUCACUCUCUUUCACGAGCUCGGCCACGGUAUCCACGACCUUGCCGCUCGCACCAAAUACAGCUACUUCCAUGGCACCAAUGUUGCCGGCGACUUUGUGGAAGCUCCCAGCCAGAUGCUGGAGAACUGGUGCUGGACACCCAGUGUCCUCAAGUUCCUUUCCCGACGAUGGGACUCGAAUGAGAAGAUCCCCGACGACAUGAUUGAGAAGUUGGUCAAGACCAAGCACUUCAACUCGGCCACCUCCAAUCUUACCCAAUUGCUGUACGGGCUUUUCGACAUGACUGUCCACACUCCCAAAACUCACGAAGAGGCCAAGAACAUGCCAAUCGCCAGGGUAUGGAACGAGUUCCGACGUGACAUUACUGGAAUCAAGGGCCCUGAAGCCCAGGGGCAAGGACUUGAAUGGGGCAAUCGGUUCGCUACUAUCGGGCAUUACACCGGCGGAUACGAUGCCGGAUAUUACGGCUACCUCUACUCCCAGGUCUUUUCCCUCGACAUGUUCCACUCAUUCUUCAAGAAGGACCCCAUGGAUGGCAAGGAAGGCCGUAGAUACCGCCAGCUAGUUCUAGGCCGUGGCGGCAGCCAGGAAGAGCUACAGACGUUGAAGGAUUUCCUGGGCAGAGAACCAAACACCGAGGCCUUUUACCAAGAACUGGGACUGGCGUGA
Metarhizium album ARSEF 1941 is the source of this 2106-nucleotide messenger RNA. Its product is annotated as metallopeptidase MepB. The coding region runs from base 1 to 2106 and encodes 701 amino acids. The record is from RefSeq and is a predicted model, not a curated record. NCBI's taxonomy places the organism in Eukaryota, Fungi, Ascomycota, Sordariomycetes, Hypocreales, Clavicipitaceae. Gene Ontology annotation, molecular function: metalloendopeptidase activity. Gene Ontology annotation, cellular component: mitochondrial intermembrane space. Gene Ontology annotation, biological process: peptide metabolic process; proteolysis. The transcript is spliced from 2 exons.